CAGUGGUCCGACCACGUGCCGGGAGGAAGUUACUACUGUCAUUAAUAACACUGUGGAUCACUAGAGCUUUGUGUUAACAUCACUUUUCUCAACAGGUUCAGUUCCCAGUUCUUUAUUGUGUGUAGGUUUGAAUUUGGUCUCGUGGUGAAUAGAUAAUAAUAGAUAAUGAGCCAUCAUGCCUGUGAUCAACAGGAAGCAGCAGCAGCAGGGGAAGGAUGUAGCGGUCCAGGGCACGAAUGACAGCAGUGUUGUCAGUAAGGUGUCGGCAGCAGCUCAAGGCUACUUCCAUGAUGACUUCCUCAGACGUUUUGUGGGCAAAGUGUCACGAAGAGCUCCUCUCAUCAACUGGGGUUAUUAUGUUCGCUGGAAAGCUGUCGAUUACUGUGUGAAACAGUUUCUGUGUGUUACUGAUGCCUGUGAUAGGAGACAGAUCCUGUCUUUGGGUGCCGGCUUCGACUCCCUUUACUUCCGGCUUCACUCAGAAGGAGCGCUGGAGCGAGUUUGCAUAUUUGAAGUCGACUUCCCUGAUGUUGCCAGACGCAAGGCGUCCUUAAUCAGCAGCAAUCAUAUUCUGAGUGAUGCUCUUCCAGAUUGUGGAAUCUUAGCUGGCCCUGUGUACUUGAACAGUGCUCGCUAUAAGCUGCUGGGUGUGGAUGUGAGGAAUGAGACCGAGAUGGAGGAGGUUCUAGGUGCAGCCGGGCUGCAGUGGAACUCCCCAACACUGAUCCUCUCAGAGGUGGUGCUCACGUACAUGGAAACAUGCUGGUCAGAUGCUGUGAUCGGCUGGGCAGCCAGGAUCCUCCCCCAGGCUUUGUUUGUGAUGUAUGAACAGAUCCGCCCAGACGAUCCCUUUGGCACGGUUAUGCAGAACCACUUCCUGAAGCUCAACUCCAAAAUCCAUGCCCUGUGCCAGUACCCAGAUACAGCAGCACAGACUGAGAGAUUCUUACAGAAGGGCUGGGAGAAAUGUGGAUGUCUGGAUAUGAACCAGUUCUACUUCGGUCUUCUAACAGAGGAUGAGAGGGAGAGGGUGGAAAAGUUGGAGCCGUUUGAUGAAUUUGAGGAAUGGCAUCAAAAGUGCUCUCAUUACUUCAUCCUCACUGCCUCCAAAGGCUCUCUGACCAGUCAAGCAGUCCUCACAAUCCCGAGGGAGACCCCCGUUCCGUUGCUCAAACCUGAUCUGGAGGGUCUGCCUGUGGCAGUGCGGCUUAUGUCUGAAGCUGUGCGUGCAGAGGCUGUGGGAAUGGCCUCCUCCCUGCUGGAACCUGGGGUUGUGCUCCUCACCGGGGGCUGUGGAAGACGAGGCCGAAACACCGCAGCUACACUUUUGAUCAGAGAGCACACAGCCUGGAGAUAUGCCACUGUGGAACUAGAGCGAGAGAAAUGUGUGCGGAUGUAUCACUCCAUGACCUCUGUCCCUGGUUGGGGUGCAGUAAUUCUAGGCGGUAGAACUUCUCCACUUCACCCCAUUGAUGACAUUCUGAGAGUCACCUAUCUGACUGACCAGUUUAACCCCAAAAAUAUGCUGGUAUCUACGGAGAAGAUGGUUUGUACUGGCGCAGCCCCGAGACCAAGAUGGCGGCAUACAGCAACCUUGCUGAGUCAUGGUGAUAGGAACUACUUAUUUGUUUUUGGAGGCCGUACAGAAAGGGGGCAGGUUCUAGGUGAUGCGCACUUCCUGUGUUUGGAGGAUCAGCAUUGGACUGAUGUCCUACUUGAAGGCUGCAUCCCUGAACCGCGUCACUCCCACUCCGCUUGUGCAUACAGACAAGGACUGGUGAUCUUUGGAGGCCUGGGCCGAGGAGGUGUCCCUUUAGGAGAUGUUGUCCUGCUGAAGCCCAUGUCCACAGGCUUCUGUUGGCAGAGGUUGCAUGUCUGCCCAGCCUUGGUUCCAAGGUAUUCCCAUUCUGCCCAUGUGAUUGGUGAGAAUCUGGUGGUAGUUGGUGGGGUCUGGCUCCAGGCAGAUGGCAUCCCAGGAGUUGCUGUAAUAAACCUGACCACCAGGGUCAGUGUUGAAGUCCGCUUAGACACAUCAUCUAUCCCCUGGCCCCUCAUGCUGCAUUCAUUCUGCUCAGAGAUGCUAGACUCAGAUGGAGCUGAGAUGGCAGUCAUCGGUGGUGGAGGAAACUGUUUCUCUUUUGGCACCCAUCUCAAUUCCCACCCUGUUAUUCUAGACCUGAGGCCUAUACUUCAAAACAUGGCACAUUUCAACCACACAGAAAAAACAUCUCUGGGGGAAGGCAUGGCCUAAUGGUUGGAGACGCAGCUUUGGGACCACAAGGUUGCCCAUUUGAUUCCCUGGACCAGUAGGAAUGGCUGAAGUGCCCUUAAGCAAGGCACCUACAGUGCCUUGAAAAAGUAUUCAUACCCCUUGAACUUUGUCACACUUU
Molecule: messenger RNA, 2390 nt
Organism: Neoarius graeffei (lesser salmon catfish)
Lineage: Eukaryota; Metazoa; Chordata; Actinopteri; Siluriformes; Ariidae
Gene: lcmt2
Product: leucine carboxyl methyltransferase 2
Exons: 14
Coding region: 176-2251 (691 amino acids)
Biological process (GO): wybutosine biosynthetic process; tRNA methylation
Molecular function (GO): protein binding; tRNA methyltransferase activity
Source: RefSeq, a predicted model, not a curated record